AAACGGCACGUGCGUUUCGCACAAAUCCAGUUAUUAAAAUAAACGCAAAAUACACAUUUUUACAUAUCAAAUGCACCUGAACCUCAAAUUUAUCUCCUAUAUUUUUAAAACUAAAAAAAAUAGCUGUUUCGUUAGCUGUUUGAUCCUAAAUUGACCGACUGAAAUAUCCUUCAGCCAUUUUUUCUAUUUCAGAAAAAAAACUUACAUUUAUUAAAAUUUGAUUUUAUUAAAAUCAAUCUGGUUAUAACUAACAUUAAACCAUGGAAGGAGAUGUUAAGUUCAGCCAUCAAUCGGAUUACAGCCAGCCUUCAUUAUCGACCCAAAUUGCAACCCAAAAGCUGCCACAAGUCCUGUUUUCUGGCAAUGAUGGAGACGACGACUAUAAUGGUAUGAAUGUGUACUACGGCGCCAGACAUACUUUGAAUGAUGAUGAUGACGCGUCAUCUGAUGUCAGCAGCAUUCCAGGAGCCUGCCAUCCGGUUCUGAAGAGUACAGCGACUGGAGUGUUGCGGUCAAAAGACUAUGCUGACCAGCUGCAGCUGAUUCUCGAGCAGUUCCAACAGACCUCGUCUUCGUCAGGGGGUCCGACUCAACAUCAGCAUCAUCAACAUGGUGCGUCCAAUACUGCGGAUGAUGCUGAAACGCAUGCUCACUCUGUGUUGACUGAGAUUGCCUCAAUUAUGAAGAAACUGGAACAGGACAAACAUCAGAUCAAAGAGGAUUUAGAACGGGAAAGAUCACAAGUACAAAGACUUCAAAAACGGCUGGACGACUUUGUUGAGAAGCGACUGAAGGAACUUCCAUUUGCAGUGCAACGGGAACACGAAGCCUGCUCUGUGGACAUCGUCGAACUACAAUGGCAUGUCGCAUUCAAACGCCGACAGGAAACCCGUAUCAAAGCGAAACUCCAGCUAGCUCAAACACUCAAUGAAAAACUCAAAACUGAAUUAUCUUACGUUCAAGAUACAGACCCUAAGUUGAGCCAAAAACUACAAUUGGAAAACCAAGUCAUAGUGAAUUUACUCCAAGCACAUAACACAACAGCAACUGAAUUAAUGAAGACGUUGAAAGAUCAAGAAAAGAGCGAGCAAGAUUCAGAUAAAGCCGAAGCAAAAGCCGACAAAGAGAGAGUUUACUUGAAAAAGGAAAUAGACGGGGUGAAAAAGAUGUUGCAAAAGGCGCGAGACGACUUAAGCGAAGCGGAGAAACUUCAUGCACGCUACAUCAAAAAUAUCGAAGAUACAAAAGGUGCUAUUAGUGACACAGUGGAAGCGGUUGAUGAGCAGAUUGAGAAAUUGGAGAGGAUCAAAGAGAUCGAGAAGAUGCAAGAGGCCAAAGUGAGGGACUUGGAGGAGAAGUUGGAAGAGGCGGAGAAAGACAACAGGAAGUUGACAGCCGAACGAGAUUCGACACUGAAAGAAUCCGAAGACGCGCAGAACAAACGAGAACAAGAAAAAGCGACUCUCGAAGCAUACAUCGUCAACAAUGAACGACGCCAACGCCAACUCAAAACCGAAAGCAGAGACAUCAGAUUCGAAAACCAAGACUUAGAAAACCAAAUACAGGAGAACAAAAUUGCCCGUGACGCUGAUAGUAAAAAUAUGGAGCGACUUUACAAGGAAAUCGAGAAAACGGAAGCCGAACGAGAUAAAAUUCGAGACUUAUUUUUCGAAUUGGAUCUUAAUAACAAAACAUUGACUCAAAAAUACGCCGAAAUUGAAGAAAAGUCGAAAGAGCGUGAACAAAUUUUAGACGAGCAAGUUGAAAGUUUAAACGCGCAAGUUCGAGACGAGGUUUCAAAACGCGGACAAAUUCAAACAAAUAUCAACGCUGAAAAAAACAAUUUGGUAAAUUUGGAACUUGAUCUGAAAAAACAGGAGGAAAGAAUGGAAAAGAAAGCGGAAGAGGUCGAGGCUGCAGUUAACAAGGUCACGGGUCAAGUGGAAAAAAUGCGUGAAACAAAUGAAGUUCGACAAAAACAACUUCAGACUCUAAAAGACGCUUUGGAAGAAUUGCAGAAAAAACACCACGAGAUGGAAACAAAACUAACCGAUAAAAAAUCAAAACUGAAACCAAAACUGGAAAAACUGAAAGCCGAGGAUUUGGAGGUCAGUAAACAACUUGAUCAAAUGGAAUACGCGACUGAAAAACUGACCGGAGAACUCCGAGAAAUGAAAUUAGGUUCAAUUCACUUGAACAAAGUUAUGAGAAAUACUAAAAAUAGUAUCGAAGACUUGACUGUUGAACUUGCAGAAACGAGUAUCAAAAUCACCGAAAAAAAGAGAAUCAUCAAAGAUUUAGAACAAUCACUCGCCGAUAUGUCAGAUCGACUUAAAGAAUGCAAAGAUGAUUUCAAAUCACUGCACAAAGAUCGCAAAAACUUCCACAUAAGAAUGCAAAUUGAGCUAGAAAACCGUGUAAAGGAAAACGAAAAUUUAGCCGACGAAUAUUACGCUCAGAAGCAACAACUCUUCGCGAUGAAAACGGAUUAUAACUCUGUUUAUCAACAACAAGUUGAAUUUGAACAAGUUCUAAGAUGUCUCCGUCAAGUUGAGUUCUUGCAAGAGAGGUUCAUAAGAAACCUGAAAGAAUUCUUCAAGUAUCGAAAUUUGUUCUACUGCGCUGAAAUUGAAGACAUAAAACGUGAACAAAACAUCACCGAAGAUAAACUUCAAGAAGUCAGGGUAGAAAUGGAGCUGGCACUGGGAAAAAUGUCCAAAUUCCUAGCUGGAAUGAUGCAAGGAUCUAUAAUUGACGAGUUAAAGCAUGAAGAGUUGGAGAAAAUUGAGUCUAAGGAGAAUUCUGAUUUGGGUACCAUUGAUGAAGGGAACGAAGACGAAAGCAUCAAAGACGGCGGAACUAUUUUCAUCACUCAAGCAGAUGCAUUCAGUACGCCUCAAACUCUGAGUCACUUCAAAAUCUUACCGCCAAUUAACAAUGGACUGAAAAGUGAUGAACAACCUAUGCCAGUUUGCUAAAUUUAUAAGUUUUCUUAAAAAAAAAACAGAUCAAUCAAAUUAUUCUAUAAUUUCCGAAAUAUAAU
This is a messenger RNA of Symsagittifera roscoffensis, 3043 nucleotides long. Its product is annotated as coiled-coil domain-containing protein 178-like. The record is from RefSeq and is a predicted model, not a curated record. The transcript has 7 exons. Bases 261 to 2978 code for a protein of 905 amino acids. Lineage: Eukaryota; Metazoa; Xenacoelomorpha; Acoela; Convolutidae.